Prunus dulcis (almond) is the source of this 3051-nucleotide messenger RNA. Its product is annotated as protein FAR1-RELATED SEQUENCE 5-like. The transcript is spliced from 5 exons. Bases 616 to 2742 code for a protein of 708 amino acids. Gene Ontology annotation, biological process: regulation of DNA-templated transcription. Gene Ontology annotation, molecular function: zinc ion binding. The record is from RefSeq and is a predicted model, not a curated record. Lineage: Eukaryota; Viridiplantae; Streptophyta; Magnoliopsida; Rosales; Rosaceae.
UCAAACUAGACGGCUUGAUUUCAAGUUAGAGAUUGAACUUGUGAGCUCGAUACCUUUUCUUUUGUCAAAAAACAAGAGGUCUAAAGAUUUGGCGGCAACCACAUCGAAGGCUGAGUUUUGAAACUCCAUUUACAGCAACGACUGUUUUCAGCUUAGCUAGAUGCUCAGGGAAUUGCCUUCCCACAUGGGUACAGCUUGCCAGGCUCAAGAAAUGGGCCUUUGUUUAGUAUAGUGGUGAUGGGGAUGCAAGAGAGGGGAUGGGAGGAGGGGUUUACCCAAAUGGGAUUAAUAAAUGGGAGGCAAUUUGGUAAUGGAGUUGGAGUUCUCCAAAGAAAUGGGUUCUAUUGGAAGAGGAAGAUAUGUCAAGGGGACCAAACACUUUGCCACCGAGAAGCAUCAGACAGUCUAGUUGAAUAACAAGUACGCUGCAUUGUUGAGUUUGGUUCCAAACACAAAGAAGAAUGGUGCUGGAAUACAAGAGGUAGCGGCAAUGCAACUGAACUGGAAGCAGCUUUCAGAAAAGGUUCCAUCCUGCACCCAAACCAGAGAAUCAUACUUAAAAGGAAGAAGAGGUUGAUACUAGCUUGAAGGUUAAUAUCGAAAUCUGUUGGGAGAAUGGAUGAGAAUGUAUGUGUGUGGGACUCAACUGAUAGUAGCGAUGCAGAUGGUGAUGGCGUGGAUCCUGACAUUUGUGUUAUACCCAAACUCAAUACUGAGUCCAUACCAGAAGUUGGGAAAGAGUUUGAUUCACUUCAAGAUGUUUAUAAUUUCUAUAAUAAUUAUGCAGAGAAGGCAGGAUUCAGCAUACGCAGUCAUUCAAGUAAAAAGGAUAGACUCACGAGGGAGAUAAAAAGAAAAGAAUAUGUAUGUUCUAAACAAGGUACGUAUUGUAGACCCGAAGCAGAAGGCAGGGUAAGGAAAAGACGCAGAGUCAAAGUACGACAAGAUUGCAAGGCUAGGAUUGGGGUUGUGAAGUGUCAUGAGUCUAACAAGUAUUCUAUUUCGUUGUUUGAAGAGGUACACAACCAUUCAUUGACAACCCCAGAUAAGGUGCAUUUGUUGAGAUCUCACCGUGAUGUUAGAGAAUCAAGAAAAGCACUCAAAAUUGACCAACUUGGUGUAGUUAAUACACCUACUCAUCAACCAGUAAGUAAUCUUGAGGUACAAGCAGGAGGAAUGGAAAACAUUGGGUGUAUAAAUAAAGAUUUCUACGAUUGGGAAACGAACAUGCGCACGCAACUGCUGGAGCAUGAUGUAGAGCUGCUGAGUGAGCAUUUUGGGGCUGAGAAAAGAAAGAGUGAGUCUUUUUAUUUCAAGAUGGAGGCAGAUUCUAGUGGAAAGCUGACUAAUUUGUUUUGGGCAGAUUCAACAUCUAGACGAGCUUAUAAAUUCUAUGGAGAUGUGAUUAUGUUUGAUACAACAUAUAACACGAAUCGUUAUGGAUUGGUAUUUGCGCCGUUAAUAGGGGUGAAUAAUCAUGGGCAGACAAUUAUCCUUGCAUGUGCUUUCUUAAGUAAAGAAACCACCGAAUCUUUUAUGUGGUUAUUUGACCAAUUUAAGAAUGCCAUGCCUGGUCCACCACCCAAAAUUAUCAUUACGGAUCACGAUGCAGCCAUGACAAAGGCGAUUGUGCAAGCUCUCCCAACUACAUAUCAUAGAUUAUGCAUAUGGCAUAUUUUGAACAAAUUUUCUGAAAAGGUAAAUCCCCCAACACUCAGAGACAGAUUCUCAUAUUUAAAUGCUUGCAUGUGGGAUAUAGACACAACAAUAGAAUUUGAAUCAAAAUGGCUUACCUUGAUUACAGAAAAUGGAUUAAAUGAUCAUCCUUGGUUGAGUUCAAUUUAUGAUUUGCGUGAUAAGUGGGUUCCAGCCUAUGUGAAACAUGUUUUCUCUGCUGGAAUGUUGAGUAGUAAGCAACCUGAAAGCUCACAUGCUUUCUUCAAGCCAUAUGUUUCACGAAAGAAUUCGUUGAUGGAUUUCGUAGUACGAUUUGAACGAGGUCUUGCUAAGCAGCGGCAUGAGGAGUUAUAUGCCGAUCAUGUUGACCGUAACGAAAAACCUGCAAGCCUUUUGGAGACGUCAAUGGAAACCCAGGUGGCAGGCUUGUAUACAAAGGCGCUGUAUCAAAAGUUUCAGAAGGAAGAAUUGAAGAGCCUUAAAUGUUUUCUUCAAUGUACAACGUCGGAUGAUAGACAAAGGGUUUAUAAAGUAACUGAGAGGAUAAAACCCGGGGUUUCUAAAGUCAAAGAAGUUGUGUAUGACGCAUCCGCUGAUCUAGCUUCUUGCAGUUGCAAACACUUGGAAUCUUGUGGAAUUCCAUGCAGGCAUGUAUUGGCUUUUCUAAAACAUGAGCAAGUCGAAUAUUUGCCGGAUAAGUAUUUAUUACAAAGGUGGAUGCAAAAAGCGAAGUCUGCGUUGGUGUUUGAUCGUGAUGCCAUUAAAAUUAAAGAUCACGUUGAUAGGUGUGUUUUAAUGAGGAGAUCUACGUUGUCUAAACGAGCCAUUACUCUAAUUGAUUCUGCAUCAAUGUCCGAGGAAGCUGGGAAGGUACUCUUAGAAACUUUACAGGGUGUGCAGGAAAAGAUAGAGUCUAUGGGGCAGGAAAUUGGGCAUGCACAAGGAAGUGGUAAAGCCGUGGCCAGCGAUUCUCAAACAGUUACUUUAAUGGAUCCACUUCGAGUAAGAGUGAAGGGCAAAGAGAAGGCAAUGGACCAAUUGAAACGAUGGUGUACAGAGUUGUAGUUCUUUACCUGGAAACAAUGACGACACAACUCAGAGCAUGCCGAAUACACAAUCUAGUCCGAUCGUGUCCUUGAUGGAUGAAUUUGACAUUUAUGCAUCCGCCAGCUCUCAUCCCGUUUUGUAGUUGGCUGAUUGUGUCAAUAAAUUUGAUGUAUUGUCCAUGUAUGUUUUUCAUCAUUGAAUUGGUUUUCUUUGUUUUGGGUUGCAGGUUUGUAGUAUUGUUCGUGUAUGUACCCGAACUGGUUGACCAUUGUUCUUGUAACCUGUGUAAGGAAAUUGCAUUAUGGAUACCAGAUUUUCUUCCUCUCA